UUCCGGCAGCGAUGGCGGCGGGCGGAGCGCGGCCGGCGGUUGUGCUGGGCGCCAUGGAGAUGGGGCGGCGGGCAGGGCCGGAGGCCAGCGCCGCGCUGCUCCGGGCCUUCCUGCGCCGCGGGUACCGCCUGCUCGACACCGCGUACAUGUACGCGGGGGGAGAGUCGGAGAAGAUCCUGGGCGCGCUGCUGGCUGCAGGCACCGAGCCCGUGCAAAUCGCCACCAAGGCCAACCCCUGGGAUGGGAAGACGCUGAAGCCCGAGAGCGUGCGGUCACAGCUGAACACAUCCCUGGAGAGGCUGAAGAGGACGAGAGUGGAGCUUUUCUACCUCCAUGCCCCCGACCACGGGACCCCAGUGGAGGAGACACUACGUGCCUGCAAUGAGCUGCACAAAGAGGGGAAGUUUAAGGAGCUUGGUCUAUCCAACUAUGCGGCAUGGGAGGUAGCAGAAAUCUGCACCAUCUGCAAAUACAACAACUGGGUGAUGCCAACUGUGUACCAGGGCAUGUACAAUGAGACCACUCGCCAGGUGGAAGCUGAGCUCUUCCCUUGCCUGAGACACUACGGGCUGCGGUUCUACGCCUACAACCCACUUGCAGGAGGGCUGUUGACUGGCAAAUACAAGUAUGAGGACAAAGACACACGUCAGCCCACGGGAACAUUUUUUGGGAAUGACUGGGCUCAAGCUUACAGGGACAGGUAUGUUUUGAGCUGACAGAUGAGCAGAGAG
Molecule: messenger RNA, 731 nt
Organism: Neopsephotus bourkii (Bourke's parrot)
Lineage: Eukaryota; Metazoa; Chordata; Aves; Psittaciformes; Psittacidae
Gene: AKR7A2
Product: aldo-keto reductase family 7 member A2
Exons: 5
Coding region: 12-716 (234 amino acids)
Molecular function (GO): oxidoreductase activity
Source: RefSeq, a predicted model, not a curated record